Molecule: messenger RNA, 4188 nt
Organism: Cyclocybe aegerita
Lineage: Eukaryota; Fungi; Basidiomycota; Agaricomycetes; Agaricales; Hemipholiotaceae
Source: the annotation of a GenBank genome assembly
AUGCCGCGUUGUGAGUUCAUCAACGACCUAAUUCCUCUCAUCCUCGACGCCGACGACCAUUGGUGGCCCAGACAUCUUGCAAAAUUGGCUACGGUGUCGCCAGCAUGGCAGUACUAUGUGAACAAGUGGUUAUACCCCUAUCCCGACAUUCAUUCGUUCGCGUCAGCACGCCUGCUAGCCGACACGCUCACAGAGAAUCCUUCUCUGGUCUCACUAGUCUCCGGAAUAUCACUUCGACCGGUAGCGAAGGAUUCGAGCAGCCGGCGGCCCAAACCCGCAGAACUGAAGGCAGUUCGAUAUCUUCUGAGCCUCGAGGGAUUGAAGCGCAUAGCGCUCGGAGGCGGAUUAGCAGUAAAGGCGGAGAGGUUCUUGAGACUGAUAGCAGAUCCAGAUAGCCUAACCGACUUGCACGUCGAUGGGAGCGCGUUGGUGGACUGUUUGUCCACCCGCCCUUCCCUGGAAUGGGACGAGUCUCUGACGUUCUCGUUCCCUGCCCUGCAGAAGCUCCGGCUUACGCAUCUUGAACUCGACAUUAUACCACCUUCCAUCCCCCAUCCAUCCCCCCUCUCGACCCUCGUUCUUGAGAGCAUUCACAUCUUUAGCGGACAUCUUACCUACCUUCUGAACGGUGCGGCCUCAUUGGACCGCUUGCACCUCACGACCGUUGACCCCGUCGGAUCAGACGAGCAGCUCAAAGUCAUGCUCGCCUCAUGCACGGUCGGCUGUCUUCAUUAUGAGACACAGAAACCUACCCAUUCAAACGGAUUUGUCUUCGACCUCGACGCGAACUGUGCAGAAAGCCUACGGUGCUUACACCUCGACGGACACUUUGUGGAUUUGGGGAUGUUGAAUACUGUUGGAGUGGGCACGUUUUAUCAGGUCUGGGACCCUCUCUUCCCUUCGGCGAUUAGGCCUGCCGUCCGGAACCAAUAUUCCACCGUUUGGGUUGUGGCUAUCGAAGGAGUUGGAGGAGAUUCGGGAUGCCUGGUUUAUGGGUUGUAUGCGUCGAAUAGUUGGCUGGUGAUUGUAUACCCUCGACCUCGAUUCCCCCAGUUUCCCAAGAGCCCCAUGCAGUCCAUCUUGUCCCGCCACAACUCGACGUCGCAACGCACGCCUCGGAAGAGCUCUUCCUUCCUGUCCUUACGUCGCGAGAAAGACAAGGCAGCUCCCAGUUCCCCCACGACGUCGCCGUAUGAUUCUCCUGGUCCUUCAAACACCUCGCCGUCCAGCUACUUCGAUGUCUAUCCUCCUCCGAAGACCGCAUCUACCACUCGUUCCGUAAAGUCGUGGAACAAACGGUCUUCUCCCAUGAGAGGCAGCCCGGUCCACGAUUCCUCCCCGACUUCCUACCACGACCCCAUCUCCACACACGCUGAUACCGCUGAGAGCCCUUCUUACACCUUCCCUUCCUUCGAUCCUUCCGACACCUAUUCAUCGACAUAUCGCAACCCUCCUUUGGGAAACGCCCACUAUUCGCGAACCCGUUCCAGAACUGGCCCCUCAGGAAAAUCUAAAUGGGAACCGCCCUCAUCUGCUGUUCCCCCAUUACGGUUCUCCAACUCAUCAUCAACUCAGCAUACAGAAACACCGCCGCGGACGCCUGACGACUACAUGGCCUCUACCGACUCCCUUGACAAUUUCCCGGUUGUCGUGGCGGCCCCAGUCGCCGGCGUGGAGUUUAUGGAUGCUUUGGUGGACGGAAUGAAUGGUGGCGACCUUGUCAGUGUCCCAAGAUCGUCUAACCGGUCGCGGUUCGGAAUUCCAAACCAUCACCCUCUUUAUCAACCACCUUUACCUACCCCUCCUCCAGGCGUUGUUCUUGGUGGAGGAGUGUCGCGGAAAGUGUUGCAGAAAGCGACCCCUCCUCCUGCUGAUUCGAGUGACGAUGACGAAUUUAUCCCGACGCCAACGUCGCGCACAAGGCGGAGGCGACCACGCCCAAAUGCGGCUAGGUCUACGUCAAGCUCGACCAUAACGCCUCCUACCAAAUCGUACGUUUCCGCUGAUGAAGCGAUCCUGCCCGCCAGUUUCGAACGUCGCAAGGAGCCUUUUGCUCGUCCAAGUACGUCUGCCAGUGCUAACGUCGAAAAUCGCAAGAGCAUGGUCCCUUCGAUAUCGGAGAUCAUUCGCAACCACACCCCACCUGAAAGUCAAGUUCGCUCGCGACCCCCAACGGUUCGUUCUUCGUCGUUGUAUACCCCAAGUAUACAGGGCCAUACUACUGUGCAAGAAGAAGAAAUAGAAUCAGAACCAGAACCUUUGACACGUGAAGAAGAAGCUGAACUCUUAUCACGGUCCUCCAUCGACAGCGUCGCGGAUGAGGUACAACGCACUAUCCGCAACCAGGGCGUUCUCAGGCCGCGUCCCCCUGUGCCCCCAAGCUCUGCCUCGGCGUUCAUUAAUCGCUACUCAACCGUAUCAGACAACACCAGCCUCUAUUCUCCAAGAUCAGAUCCAGGAGCUGCACCUUCUAUUUAUUCUUUCUCUGCACCUUCCAGCUACCUCCCAGGAUCGCCUCUGGAUAAUAAUUUCCUAACCAUGGCCAAACCGAACCCUUCGCAAGCCGUGGCGCAAUACCUUCGUUCUGCGAGGUUAACUACCCUUCUCAGACUUACUCGAUCUCCUCAUGCUUCUCAAGACAAUCCCCUGACAGUCAGUCUUUCCGAUCUGGGAAGUCCGACUGGAUUCCCGGUCGUCGUUUUCCUGGGCCUUGGCUGCGUACGCCACAUUAUGGGCCUGUACGACGAGAUGGCGGAAUGCAUGAACUUAAGGCUCAUCACUAUUGAUCGGUGGGGUCUGGGACGGACGGAACCACGUUCGAAAUCCGCCAAAGGUAUUAUGCAAUGGGCAUCGGUGGUCGAAGAAGUCCUAGACUUGUUGCACAUCAAGGAGUGCAGUAUCAUGGCACAUUCUGCUGGCGCACCUUAUGCACUCUCUUUCGCCAAUAAACUGCCGGCACGGAUUCGAGGGGAUAUCUGCCUGCUUGCUCCUUGGGUCGGCGGCAGUGAAAACAGUGGCUACAAGUGGCUAAAAUACGUGCCCAACAGUAUUUUGAAGACGGCACAAGCUGCAGAGUGGAAGAUUCAAGCGUGGAUGAUUGGCAAGCCCCCCACUAUCGCCUACGAGGGAAUUGGAUACACUGCACCUACCGUAUCGAAAACUGUCAACCUCAAUGGAUCGUCACCUCGGACUAGCGGAAACUUAAAUGCUUCUACCAAUUCGAAUGGGGACACGAGGUCUCGACCAAGCAUAGGAUCCAGCACUUUUAGCGAGUACGAUGAUUUGGGUGACUUCGAUGGUCGGUUCGAAAGCCGAAGUACAUUAGGCCUAGGUUCGCGGCCUGCAUCGCAUCAUGGCCACAACGACAGCAUAGUGUUUACAGCGAAGCGGAAGACAUCACGAGGCAUCUUUGAAAGGUUGAAGGGAUCGAGCACACCUCCCUCGCAAUCCCAGGAGAAGCUGUCUUCGACCGGCAAGAAGCUCAAGGCGCUCAAGUCUAUGGGUUCUCUCAAAGGCAAGAGCCAAUCCACUCGCAAAUCCGAACCCUCGAGCCCGCAACUUCCGCCUGCAUUGCGGAUCGACGUUGGUUUGGGUUUGGAAGACCUGGCAUGGACGAAGGCAGUAGACUCAAACGGCGUUAAUCUUGCAACAGCUACUCCGCGGAACGUCUCAGGCAGCAGUAGCACUACGCCACGUCCCAGAAGUUCUGGUCGGCGGUCAAUCUCGUUUACGUCGUCGCAAACCACCCCUACGUCCAUGCCGGCCUCCCCCUCUCCGACUGCGGCUGCCUCUUCCUUCGUUCAGAACGUGCAGCAGGAACAAGCUAAUCACCAAGUAGCUCUUGGAAAUGCCCUUAUUGCGGCUUCUCAUGCAGAGUCGGCGAAGGGAACCACGAAUGAUCUUCUGCAGAUCCUUAAUCACGAAAAUCAUUCGUGGGGUUUCUCAUAUUCGUCGUAUCCACACAAAGUCAGGGUGUGGUAUGGUGAUAAGGACGAGAAAAUCGCAGAGAAUGCGGUGAGAUGGAUGGAACGCACCAUGGGGACGGACAGGUGUUCUGUGAAGGUGGUCAAAGGUGCAGACCACGGGCUGAUGUACAGGAGCAGCGCGGUGGUAGACGUCUUAGAAUGGAUCCUCAGUGCGUGGAAGACAGAAGGCCGGUUCCCUCAGCCGUAUUCUGGCUUGCGUUGA